CCGGUUUGACAGCGUUUAUUACUUCGUUACAAUUUGCGUAUCCUGAUCUGCAGUGAUCAUCGCAACUAAUCCUUGUAUCGGCACCCAGUUGACCAGUUGCUAGUGUUGGUUGAAGAAAAAAGGAAAUGUCGCCUUUAUGUGAUCUUGUUGAAUGCAUUCAACGCCUCAUUGCUGGUGCCUUCCAUCCAUCUCGACUUUCAAUCAGCUUCCGUUGUGGAGCAUGAAGCUGGCGAUGUUGCAUCACAACAUCGUUCGUAAUGACAGAACAGGACCAGGGAUACUUGUCCUGAUCCCUCAAGAAGUUGGUCUCAGGUCACUGUGUCCACGACGGCAGGCUGGUCGCUUCUGCGAGCGCUCCAACGAACCGCUGCCAUAAAUGUUGGCCUCUGCACGUGCCGC
Molecule: messenger RNA, 399 nt
Organism: Guillardia theta CCMP2712
Lineage: Eukaryota; Cryptophyceae; Pyrenomonadales; Geminigeraceae
Exons: 3
Coding region: 221-376 (51 amino acids)
Source: RefSeq, a predicted model, not a curated record